AUGCUGGUGUUGUACUCGCUGUGCCUCUACUACCUGUCGCAGUCAGAGGAGCAAUUGCGGCGAGGUGGUGAAGAUGAGUCCACAAUGGAGGUCCGCAUCACUCUGUUCAUGGUGGAUGUAGACACGGGGAUUGUUUGUGGUGGUAGUGGGGCACGGCAGGGAGGAGGGGACGAGGAGGCUGACUCUUGCAACUUGCGUGUUGACACUGGUGUUGAGGAGUUAGUUGAGUUAUGCACACCGCGCAAAACCGGAGUUGAUUGUGGUGGCGUGAGGUUGCAGAAGGACUUAUAUCUUGGAGCUGGUGGAGUUGGAGGUUGUGGCGAUGGUGGUGCUGGUGGUAGUGCUUGCGGUGGUGAAGUAGCGUCAGAACGCAGCAGUACAAGUCCGCAGAUGCGGUCGGUGAGUUGUUCGGAACUGCAGGGCAAUGGUGCCACCUACAGCGCCUCGGAGUGUAAUGAACAGCGUCGGCGGGUGGUACGCUCCUACACCAGUCGUCUGCCUCCUUCCGGUCACCAUUGGCAAUCGCGACAAAAUUGGAAACCUCAGCGCCAGAACUCCUGUCCCACGAAGCCGGGGGGCAGCAGCAGCAGUGGCAGCAGCAGCAAACUGAACAGUCUGAUGGUGUUCCUCAAAUCGCCCAAGAAGGAGGAGGAGGAGGAGGAGGAGGAGGACACUAAGCCUUGGAGCAAGCGAUCAUUGUUGGAUGAGCGGUGGACGUCGGUCCGCAGUUAUGGCUCAGAGGCCAAUUUUUUGGUGGGAGAUGCAAAGGAUUGCAUAGCUGCAAGGUCGCGCUUCGGCAGGUGUCAUCGCGUUCCAAUCAGCUUCGAACAAGCACCUUCCCACUCAUGGAAGAUGCCCUCCGAAUGCGAGGGUGUUUAUAGGGGUCGUGAAAUGCCCCACCUUUUGUUUCGCUGUGAUUUCCUCUCCUCGGAGAACGUGGAUGCCAACGCCAAUGCCAAUGUCAAUGCUCGGAUGCCUCCUCUCCUCCUAGUGACCCAGAUCACCUUCUACAGCACUCCUCUCCCAUCCCCUCCCAUUUCUCCUCCCCAUCUGUCUCUCUGCCUCCUGCCUGCCCUUCAUUGCUCGUUUCACAAGCCAUCUGGUGGACAGAUGUGUGGUGGUCACAUCGUCUGCCUGUGUUGGGGUCGUGGCAGUGACUCACUCACAUCCUCUGUCCCUGGAUUAGAAGUGGACCUUCCUAUCUCCGCUCUCCACCCUCCCUUCCCAUGUUGCCUGGAUGUUGGCACUUCCUCAGCGUUGUGUUGCAGGUAG
Messenger RNA from Hydatigera taeniaeformis, 1272 nucleotides. NCBI's taxonomy places the organism in Eukaryota, Metazoa, Platyhelminthes, Cestoda, Cyclophyllidea, Taeniidae. The record is from the annotation of a GenBank genome assembly.